Messenger RNA from Cladocopium goreaui, 5727 nucleotides. Lineage: Eukaryota; Dinophyceae; Suessiales; Symbiodiniaceae. The record is from the annotation of a GenBank genome assembly.
AUGCAGGUAGCUGUGGAUCCAGAAGUGCUAUAUCAAGUCUUCCGGCAUUCCUACAGCCCCAAUGCCCAGGAGAGACGGCAGGCCGAGGCCUUUUUGGAAGAAGCAGCGUUUCAGCCUGGGUUGCUACCUGCCCUUCUACACGUGACCAACGCGGCUCAAGAAGUUCCCAUUCGCCAGGCAGCUGCCAUUCAGCUGAAGAACCAGUUGCGGCGAUGGUGCAGAAUAGGCCUGGAGGGUGAGCCCGGCUACACCGAGAGGGACAAAGCGCCGGUCCGACAGCAGUUGGUGGACAGUGCCAUCGCCGCUGUAGGAGAGAAAGGUGUUCGGGUACAACUGGCCGAGUGCUUUCGGUUGGUUGCCCUACAUGACUUCCCAAGUGAGUGGCCAGGGGUAGUGGAGAGGCUUGUCGUUGGUCUUCGGUCAGAACAGAAUGCCGAGACAUUGGGCAGCUUGCUGCUCUUGCGUCAGCUCUUCAAGGUCUUGGAACUGCGAGUGUUGGCGAGACGACAAGACUUGGAGCAGGUCUCGACUCAGAGCUUGCCAGCGUUGCUCCAGCUGAGUCCCGUUCUCGCCCAAGCAGCCGCAGCGAAAUCCGCGGAGGCCUUUGAAAUGUUAAAGUUAGUUUUGAAGUGUUUGUACUCUGGUACCGUGACGGCAGUGCCCGGGCAGGUACAAAAGGACAUCCGGCAUUGGAUGGAGCUGUUACUUACGGUGUCUGAAUGGAAGAUGGCGGUGCCGCCAGCUGGCUUUGAGCAAGAGGUGCAAGAAGCCACUUGCGAAGCAAAAUGUCGGAAAUGGGUUUUCCAGAUCCUGUUGCGAUUUUAUCAGAAGCACUGCCACACUCGCCGCUGUGCGGAAGGCAUGGAAGACUUUGUCAAGGCCUGGAAUGACCUGUACGAGGUGCCAGUGGCUCGUGCGUGCCUCCAAGAGGCUUGUGCUCGGCAGCAAGGCACCUGGGUACCAAAGAAGUCCUUGAGUUUGGCACUGUUGUGUCUUGCGGAGGCGUGCCGAAGAGAGGCAGCAUUUGAGGCCUUGAAACCGAAUCUACAGCAACUUUUGGAGCAUGGCAUUUUUCCACAGGUCCGUUUCGGCGAGGAGGAACUCCAACUCUGGCAAGACGAUCCAGAGGAACUGAUCCGAGAGCUCUUGAGUGAGAGCGACUCGUCGACCCAGCCCCAUCAGGCUGCCAUUGAGUUGGUCGAGCGACUGCUGCUGUAUCACCAUAAGGAGAUCCUUCUGCCUCUUCUUCAAUUCUGCCAUAGGCAUUUGGAGACAGAGGCCAAAGAUGCGGCCGCUUGCUCCAAUCAGGAUGGCGCAUUGGUCCUUCUUGGCCUCAUGGCAGAGUACUUGGCUGAGUUGGAUCCGUUACAGGCAGAGGUCAAGGCUAGAAAGCGGAGGGGAAAAAGCAAGGCGCAACACAGCGUCAGCAUCGAGGAGUUGAUCUCCCGCUAUGUCCGCCCUGCGAUGACCUCCCAGGCUGCCUUCUUGCGUCUGCGCGGCGCGUGGUGCCUGGGCCGCUUUGCCCAUCAUGCUCCCAAGCUGGGCCGCCCGGGCGUGGCAGGGGGUGCCACCUGCGACUGCGUGAGGAUGUUGGGCGACAAGGAGCUUCCAGUGCGAGUGGUAGCAGCGAGCUGCCUGGAGGAUUUGUUGUCCAGAGAGGACCAGGAGGUGCAUGCAGCAGUUGGGCUGCAGCUUGCGCCGGCCAUGGAGCAGCUUUUGGUCACCCUGGCGGAUGUACAAAGUGAGGAUGUGGCUUCUGCCUUGCAAAGACUGGUGGAGAACUUCCCACAGGAGGUUGUGCCUUUCGCGCUGCAACUGGCGGCAACCCUGGCAAGGCAAUUCGGCUCGGCAGAGACGUCGAACAAUUCCGAAAGGAUGUCUGCAGAAAGCACCCUGUCCACUAUCAUCAGUGUGCUCCAAGCUUGUGCCGGCCUGCAACGUGCCGAGGAUCCUCGUGAGCAGCAGCGGCGAUGCGCUCUGUUUGCCAGCUUGGCAGAACCCCUGCUGCCUGUGGUGCUUCACUCCUUGCAGGCUGAGGGUGUCGCCUUCCUGGAGGACGGUCUGCAAGUGUUGGCACACCUCACAGCCUUCUGUGCCUCCCCAAUCCCUGACAACCUAUGGGAGCCGUUGCCACGAAUCUUUCAAGCGGUUUGCGGCGGCUCGACUGAAUCACAUCCACUUCCUCUCAUCCUACAGAAUGGUUGGGCGCACGAUCACAUGUCCAGCAUGUUGGAGCCCCUACUGAACUAUGUGGGCCGUGGUCCAGUCGAUGUGAUCCUGCAAAGCUGUGACUGUGCACAGAUGAUUUUUGGCAUCGUGAGGAAGGUGGUGCAAAUCGGGGGGCUCGGAGCAGAACAGGAAGCAGCCGCAGCUGCGGACCUGGAGGCAGCGCUGUUUGCGUAUGCCACACCGCCAGCUGCUGAUGCGUGGCUUGGGCCGUACCUUUGUGAAUUCUGGACACGCUUGUCCGGAGAGACUGGCACUCACCAGUUGAGAAGGUCGCUACUGGUGGCCUUGGCCACACUGCUUUGGUACAAUCCGGAACUGUUCCUGCGUUGCGCCGACGAGAAAGGUUUCAGCACACAAAUUUUUGAGGUUUGGAUGCAGAAGAUCUCUGCGGUACAACGGCGUGACCACCGCAAGGUGACGAUGUUGGCCUUCCUACAGCUGUUUCGCUUGGGAUGCACACAGGCAUUGCCGCCGAACGUCGCUGCAGGAUUGCCACACCUCAUGCAGCAAGUGGCCCUGCAGAGCAAUCAGCUCAUCCGCUUGCGGAAGGGCUCGGCUCCCGAGCCCGUGGAUCACGGUGACAGUGGAAGCGAGGACGCUGUGCCCAAUGGUGGUGGACCGGAGCUGGAGCAGAUCCUGCACAAGCUCCAAACAGCGCCCGAGCCUGAUGAGGAUGAAGAUUCAGAGGCCAGUGAUGAGCUGGAGGAUUUGGAAGAGGGAAAGAUCGUGGACUUUGAGGCCCAACGGCCAAGUCGCCUGGUUGCUGUGGAGGAGUUGCUUCUGUUGCGUCAGAUGCUCCGGGAGGCACCUGCCCCGAUGCAGCAACAAGUCAAUACCUGGAUCGGUGGAAAGCUGCCGGCCUGGUUGUUCCAGCACCUUCGCAAUUCCAAAUGCACCGCCAGUGCAGCUGCAGAUGGUCUGGAAAUCAAACGACCCACGGAAAGGGUGGCCUUGGUGCUAGGAGUGGCCACCAGCAACUGGCAGCAGCCGUUGCUGCGGGCGUUGGACGUUGCGCGGGGUGCACCGCAAGCUGGUGUGCCCAGUUACGCAGAGUCCAGUCUGCCCGGUGCUUUUGCAUCAGAAAGAGAUGCCAAGGACCUGCCAAAAGCCUGUGAUGUCUUGAGUUUAACCACAGAGAUUGUGGCGCCCGAGGAUCGUGGCCUGUGGUGUGCCAAAGCCAAUGCCGCGCUCCCUGAGGAGAUUCGGAUCUUUGGCCGCUCUGGGCCACUGCCAAGCGACUUCCAUGCAGAGAGGUGCUGUAUGCGAAGAUACUUCACCUGCCUGUUGCCCACGGAGCUGCUGAUUGUCGACAACCUGGAGGAGACAACGCCAGCGCAGAAUGGCUACAUGGACACCACAUUGGAGGAUGCAUCAGCUGGGUUCAACUUAAAGAGAACCAUCUUCCCUCCGCCUGAAGCCAGAAGAAAACAUGCCAAAAAGCAGCACCAAGCUGGCUGGGGCGAAGGGGACGAUGGAGAAGAACGUUUGGGCCAGUUCUUCCGGCUGAAGGAGAUCCUUCGGGAAUUUCAAGGCGAACACCUCUUCCACAAUUUUUCGCAGCAAGCCUUGAAGCCAAGCGACACCUUGGCCCGGCGCUUCGUCUAUCGCUGCCGUGCCGUGCCGGGCGCUUUGACGAAAGCGGGCGCUUCGCACGUGGGGCUGACAGUGGCGGUGGAUAGCCUGGCUCCCGGGCAGCUGCGGGGCAUGGCCGGUUUGGCCAUUGCACUGCAACGACAGUUGCUACCGGACAGCUACUUGGAAGCGGCCUUUAGUGAAGAACAGCUACUCACGGUUCCCAUGGUACCUGAAGGCACUGAAUACCAAGCACAGUGCGUCUUCCGAAAAGAUUUUCAUCACCUGCUGCAGCCUUUCUUCGAGAGUGAUGAAGCCAAGAACUUUCAGAGAAAGGUGGAAGAGAAGAUCUCUCGCGAAGUCUUGGGCAAGGUGUUCGACAUGUGGUUUGAAGACCAGUUGAUGCCCUUGACCCGCACACUGACAGCAGAGUUCUACAAGGGACCAGCGGUGUCCCAGAUGGUUGCGGAGGUGCCUGCGAAGUAUGCUGAAGUGCUUCGGCUACUUCGCGAAGCAGAGCAGAGUGGCAAGUGGCCAGCUUGUUCCAAGGGCAGGGAAAAGGUGAUCAAACUCUCAUCAGAAGGCACUCAUGGGUCUUUCACAGUUGGAUCAAUGCCCGCUUCGAUGGAGGCUCCCAAUGGCACCAAGCUCUUCCCUGAAUUGGCAAUGCGGUGCUUCGAACUGGAGAGGGAAUUGAAGCCAGGAAGGUGCAGUAGCACCAUUGCCAUCAACAAACGCGCUCAAUUCCUGCCUCACAUCGACUCCGGAGCUGGAGCAGGUCAGGGGAUCUCUCUGAUUGUUGGUCUGGGCGACUACAGUGGCGGCGAGCUCUGUGUGGAGGACGAAGUGCAUGACAUCAGGUACAAGCCGUUGGAAUUCAACGGUUGGACCCAAAGGCACUGGACCAAGCCCUUUGACGGCGAUCGCUUUAGCUUGGUUUGGUUCACACCAGCGGGUUGCGAAAAUUCUCCUGGAUUGGAAAUGAUGCAAGGCCUGAUGAAGGCUCAAGGCAGCUCAGCUUCAUCCAGAAGUCUGAGCUUGCGGAAUGGACUGCAACUCCCGCGUCUGGGUAUGGGCACAUGGCAGCUCUCAGACAAGGAAGGUUCAUCCAGCUGUGAAGGCGCAGUUCAUGCUGCCUUGGAAGCAGGAUGUCGCCUCUUCGACACCGCCUCGAUCUACAAGAAUGAAGCCGCGGUGGGCCGAGCACUCCAGACUUGGACCGGCGAAGGUGUUUAUGUCACGUCCAAGUGCUCACCGUAUGAAAUGGGCUAUGAGAAAGCACAAGAGGCGUGCAGGAACUCUCUCCAGCGAUUGGGCCUUCGCCAGUUGGACUUGUACUUGAUCCACUGGCCCGCCUUGCCCAAGAAACCGCACGCUUCGCCGCUGCAUCGCCGCGCACGACAUGAGACCUGGAAGGCCUUGGAGGAACUCUACAGGCAACAGCUGGUGCGUGCCAUUGGGGUCAGCAACUUCACUGCCAGCCACCUUCAGCAGCUCAUAGAGGAUGGUAUUGACAUGUUGCCAAUGGUGAACCAGAUUGAAGUGCACCCACUUUAUCAGCCCAAAGAGACCAUCGACUUCUGCCGCAAGCACGGCAUUGUCGUUGAGGCUUAUUCUCCACUUGGUGGUGGCAGUGCCAGCAAUGCUGCCAGAGCUUCCGACGGAGAAGUGGAUGGUACCAGGUUGCUGCUGACACACCCCUCAGUGCAGAAAGUGUCAGAAGAGACAGGCAAGACAACAGCGCAGGUGCUACUUCGUUGGGCCCUUCAGCAGGACUUUAUGGUCAUCCCUCGCAGCAGCAAGCCAGCGCGGAUUCAAGAGAAUUUUGACAUUUUCGACUUUGAGUUAAGUGAAGAACAUAUGCGAAGCAUUUCAGAGCUGGGUGAAGGACAAAAGUUCUGCUGGGAUCCCAAAGGCGUGUCCUAA